Molecule: messenger RNA, 1680 nt
Organism: Aaosphaeria arxii CBS 175.79
Lineage: Eukaryota; Fungi; Ascomycota; Dothideomycetes; Pleosporales
Exons: 1
Coding region: 384-1253 (289 amino acids)
Source: RefSeq, a predicted model, not a curated record
CUUUGAUUUUCGCCUCCUGGACCAAACUUUGAUUCUCUUCUCACCAACCUCAAUUGUUCGACCGAAACGUCACGUCUCCUGGGGAGCUAUUGUUUUUUUUUUCCUACUAACUAUUGUUUUCUCUCUUUCUAAGGCCACCAGGACCCACGAGCUUUCUUGAGCAAGUCUCAUAUAUGCGUGCAGCCUUCCUUUAGCUACCUUUCCACUUCUCUUCACAUUUCACCAAGUUUAAUCAGUUUUAUACCCAUAGCGCAGCAGUCAUUAUCGACAAUUGUCUUUGCUGGACGCAGGCCGUCGAGACGUUUCCCAAACACUUACCUGCUUUACCACACGCUCUCGCCAUCGCAUCAAUUCGAACAACAUCAAUUCCAAACACCAUCAUAAUGCAUCCACAAUCAUCAUCAUCACCCGAACGACCCUCCAAGUUCAAGAUCCUCCGACGAUGGAGGGCACCGCGCCCCCCAACACCAAGAUGGAAAACAUUCGUGCCUUCAGACGCCGACUUCGACGCCCCUCCGGUCCCAUGUCUUUCAUUCUUCGAGCCGGACACACCCCUUGAACCAGAGCACCGAGCAGGCCCAACAUACUACGAGUCUCAACUAUCGCGGAUGGCCAUCUUCGCCGAGAAGACCUCAUCACGACACCGCUCGUCGUCGCAAGCGACCCAAUCCACGCAGGCAGACACAGAAAUCGACACGAUAUCGCGGCUCGGAUCCGGCGUCCUAACGCCCUGGCACUCGCCGCAAUCCUUCAUGGAAGACCCGCAGUCCGACGAGGAAGACAUCGAGGAGCUCGAAUGCGAAAACGGCAUCAGCUACGCACCGCUCGAGCUGACCCUCCCCUCGCCACUGCUCUCCCCGCGCUGGAUGUUCCCCCGCGAGGCCCCGUGUCUGCGCCUCACGCGCUGCUCCUCCAUCUCCCUCUCUUCGCAAUCUCAAACCUCCACCACGUCUUCAUCCACCAGCUUCUCCUCCUCAAUUUCAUCCUCGCUCUCCCUCCCGAGCUCGACAACAAGCCGCUGCAACUCGACGUGCGAGUCGGAGGAACUCCACAUCGAGCCCCCGAGGUCGCCGUUCAAGCUCGGCUGGGACGUCGAUUCCCCCGUGCGCCUGCACUUCGGCAACUUCAAGCGCGACAGCGGCGCGCUGAGGAACAGCAUCAUUGAGAGGAGGCUAGGACUGCGGGUAGAAGGCGCGGAGGACACUGCAAGGUGGUCUGGGACGAGGAUCGAUAGUAUCAGGAGAGGGGGUUGAAGAGGAAAAGGGGGAUGGGUGUUGUUGUUUUUCUCUCUACUUUUUAUUACGCGACCACUUGAUUUUCUUUUGUGAAUGUGCUGCAUGUUAUGGUAUGCAUCGAAGGGAUUGAUACACGAAGGGGUGGACAUGGCGAUGGAGAGAUGUAAUACUUAAGGCGAGGUGAGGAUCGCGAGUCUGCGGGGAGAGGUGUAAAUAUGGAUUCUAUUCUGUCGGCUUCGUGCCAUUGCGAUGGGCGCAGGCGCGCAAUUAAAGACACGACAUCUUGCGGGUGGAGGAGGUAAUUGUAAUUGAGACUGUUAGUAGUUCUCGUAAGUUAGGAAGAGGAAGAGGAGCGGGAUCUGGCGAGAGAUCAACAUUGUAACGAGUGUUGUGUACAAUACCUAGAAACCCACAACCGAAUUCACAAGAUAUCCAGAAAUAAAAG